AACCCAAAUUUUGCAUCAGUAUUUGUGUAGGUAAAACAAACCAAAUGAAAGUAGAGAACACAAAGUAAAGAGAACAGCGCAUUACUGCUUGAUCUUCAGUUGGUUGAUUAAGAUUCUUCACACACUGUAAAUCGUCUACAAUGGAAAGACUGAUUCAUGUUCUGCUGAUCUUAGCAGGACUCCACAGUCCGUUUACCCACAGCAUCCCGCGUGGGUACCUUCUCAUCCAGGAGCAGAAGACCUGGUACGAGGCGCAAGCUUACUGCAGAGAGAAUCACAUUGAUCUGGCCACUGUUGAAAGCAGUGAAGACCAGGCAGAACUACUAGCAAUUGAUCCAGCAUUGACUUCAGCACCCUGGAUUGGACUCUACAAUGACAUCAAUAGCUGGCGGUGGUCUAAUAAAGACGAGAGCAUUACAUAUGAGAACUGGCUUCCGGGUGAACCGAACAACUAUGAUGGAAAAGAGACAUGUGGGUUUAUGGAAGCUGGCACUUGGCAGGAUGUCUAUUGUUAUAUAGGAAAUUAUGUGUUUUUUUGUUACAAUGAGGACCAAAUCGGACCAAACCGGUUUGUUCUUAUCAGUGAUGUCUGGAGGAACUGGUAUGAUGCUCAGAGUUACUGCCGACAGCAUCACACAGACCUGGCCACCAUUCAGAAUUCAACUGAGAACAACCUGCUGAAGCAAAUGAUGGGAAGUUAUGGGAGAGCGUGGAUUGGUCUGUACCGAGACUGGUGGAAGUGGUCAGAUGGGACAAAUGUCAACAACUACCCCAUUCCCUGGAGGAGUGGAGAACCUAACUUAGUUGGGUUGAACCCAUCUUGUGGAGUUGAACGUCCUGGUGCUGUGAUAACUGAUGAGAUCUGCUCAGACACCUUUCCUUUUAUCUGCAUGCACUUUUCUAGGAAACAGAUUUUGAGAGUGGAAGUGAAAUCUGGUCAAAAUCUAAAUAAUCCUGCAGUGAUGGAGACCAUCAUACAGUGGAUGACGCAGAAACUGAAGGAUUAUGGGAUAGAGAAGGACACAAAACUGACGUGGAAAGUUCAGUCGGAUGGAAAUGUUUUUACACCAAAAGUUGAGCGUGAAAAUGUUCAGCAACGCUGCUUAAGCUUUUAUUUUUAGUGUUUCACAGUUAGUAUCUGUGAUCUGCAAGAAACUUUCUCCUCUUUAAUAAUUAGAUGUUAUUGAUUG
Molecule: messenger RNA, 1190 nt
Organism: Paramisgurnus dabryanus
Lineage: Eukaryota; Metazoa; Chordata; Actinopteri; Cypriniformes; Cobitidae
Product: putative C-type lectin domain family 20 member A
Source: RefSeq, a predicted model, not a curated record